Molecule: messenger RNA, 1071 nt
Organism: Fusarium coffeatum
Lineage: Eukaryota; Fungi; Ascomycota; Sordariomycetes; Hypocreales; Nectriaceae
Exons: 2
Coding region: 1-1071 (356 amino acids)
Biological process (GO): anaphase-promoting complex-dependent catabolic process
Cellular component (GO): anaphase-promoting complex
Source: RefSeq, a predicted model, not a curated record
AUGUUCACCACACUACCGGACUUUACACCGCGAGAUUCGCAUUCUCUAUGGUACAGAUCUUCUCGCAAUCCCUAUAUCCCACCAGGGCCUCUCGACGACUUCAAUGAAGGAUCGCAUAAUCAACAACAUGGCGCAAAUCAGGCGCGGCAACGCACCAAAAUCAUCGAGCGAUCAGCUCUCGCCCGACUUGCUGCAGACGAGCAGUAUAUGAACCGGAGAAGAUUAAAUGUUCAGAAUUACGGAAGCGGCUGGCUGAAGCCCCCAGGUGUCCCCAAGACACUACAUCAGAUGCGCGAAGAGAAGCGCGAGCAGGAAGAGCAUCAAGAAGCAAUGCGUCGAGAACAGUUGGCACAGGAGCUAGCUGAGGCCGAAGCUGAAGGUGCCCCUGGUGAUGGAACGAUGGAUGAUGUACAGCUUGACGGAGCUCAAGACCUAGACGAUGAGAUCCCGGAUGCUGAUGAGGGCUAUGGCUUUGGCGACGAUGACGACGAUGAAGAGGAAGAGGACGAAGAGGAGGAUGGAGAGGAAGAGGAAGAUGGCGAGGAGACGGACGACGAUGAAGCCGUAAGAGCUGAGCGCCAGAACGAUCUUAUGGCUGCACGCAUGAGAAUGGGCGACGACGCUUUCCGCGAAGCACUUGUCCGGGGCGAACCAGAUGCCAACGACAUGUACGGCGACACGGAAGAGUACGAAGAGGAAGAGACCAAUGGCCAACUUCUUGACGAAGACGACUUUGCUCAGGAAGACGACCUUGGCAUGGAUAUGGAUGCGGAUCUUGACGAGGAGAUUCCCGAGGCAGAGAGUCAAGGCUACGAGCACACUGACUCUGAAGCCGAAAUCUCAAGCAGCGAACAGCAAUCCAGCAGCGAGGAUGAGGAAGAGGCAGACGAUUUUGACACCAGCUUCCAACCUCGCUCUACGACUCUCCCACCGCCACUUUCACCUACAUUCCACGGCGGCCGUUCGACCAUGUCACAUCCUCGCGCCAGCAUGGAUCUGAGCAACCUUCUCUCACAAGACGGCAGCAGCUUCAUGCAUAGCAGUCCUGCCGGGCGCCGUGCCCGUCAAUAA